UAGUUUCUUCCAAAGGAUUAGAAUUUAGCAAGAAGGGUUGCUUUGUGUUAUCUUCUUGACCUCUGUGUUUUUCUUUCCUUGUAUGUUACUUAUUAAGAGCAGCAGCAUGACAAAAGCCAAUCAGUCUCUGUAUUUAAACUUCCCCUCGAAUUUCUAAACAGUUGUUGCUAUUUUUGUAUGUUUGGCUUUCUUUUGGAGAUAAGAGGACUGGUAAAAUCUUUGAUUUGAAUCAUGUUCUACUAAGAAGAAUCAGAUCAAGGUCGUGACUGAGAAUUAUCAAACUCCGUUUACCCAGUUGGACAAUUUGGACAUAAAAUUUAGAUUUACCCAGUUGCAAAACUGACCCAAAUAUGAAUACAAAGACAUAGGAAAAGGAAGGUUUGGCGGCCUCUUUAUUAUCUCCUCUGCUUCAAUUAGUGUGUUUCUACUUUAUUCAAUCAGAGUCUAUCAAGAAGUGUACGCUUUUCAGGGAACAAAAACAAUGGAUAAUGUUGGUCCAAUUUUCGAGAUUGCAAAAAUGAUAUUUGCUCCAAUUUGUGAAUACUACAAUAAUUAUAGAGGCGCUGAUGAACGUAGGAUAAUUCUCAAGAACAAAUGGCGGGAUUUAGAACGUCGGAAGUUAGACACAGCCUCUAGACUGGAAGCACAACUUCUUCCAGGAAAGAAACCAAAGGAAGAAGUUCAAGGAUGGAUCCAAGAUGUAGAAAUGAUGAAUGAUGAAAUAGAAGCCAUUGAACACGAAGCUGGAGAAGGGAAGUGUUUCUCACGUGCACACAUAGGAAAACUUGCUUUGAAGAAGAUAGGAGAGGUGGAAGAACUUUAUCAAAGGGGUGCUUUCACUGAUAGUUUGGUCAUUGAUCCACCUCCAAGCAACGGAGAAAUAAUGUCAACACCAACUUUGAUUGGGGAAAGCACUGCUGAAAGAGUAAAGGAAGAAAUUUGGGCAUGGUUGUUGGAUGAUGAUGUUAGAAAGAUUGGCCUUUAUGGAAUGGGAGGUAUAGGGAAAUCGACUGUCAUGGAGCACAUCAAUAAUCGUAUAUUAAAAGAGAAAAAAAAUUUUGACUUUGUCAUUUGGGUCACUGUUUCAAAGUCUUUAAAUGUUAUCCAACUACAACAUGAGAUUGCAUGCAAGUUGAAGUUAGAUUUCACAGAAGUUGAGGAUGAAAGAGGAAGGGCUGCCAAGUUAAAGGCAGAAUUGGAAAAGAGGAAGAGGUUUGUGCUAAUCCUAGAUGAUAUGUGGAAAGCAUUUACUCUUGCACAAAUAGGAAUUCCAGAGCCUAAUUCAGCAAAUGGAUGCAAAUUAGUAUUGACAACUCGUCUUCAUGACGUUUGUCUAGCAAUGAGUUGUAAGGAUAUUAGAAUGAAGCUUCUUUCAAAAGAGGAGGCACGGAAGUUGUUUUUGGAUAUAAUGGAGCGUGAUGUUUUUAAAAUUCCAAAUUUAAAACCAAUGGCAGAAGAUGUUCUUAAAGUAUGUGCACAAUUGCCUCUUGCAAUUGUUACAAUAGCUGCAAGUUUCAAACCCUUAAUCAAGGAUUAUGAGUGGAGAGUUGCAUUGGAAGAGUUGAAGACAUCAGUAAUAAGGACCAACGAUGAAGAUGAGCAGGUACUUGAGAAGCUUAAAUUUAGUUAUGAACGAUUGAAAGGUGAGAAACUUAAACAAUGUCUCUUGCAUUGUGCACUAUUCCCUGAAGACUUCAAGAUUAACAAACAAGAGUUGAUAGAACAUUUGAUUGAUGAGGGAAUUAUUGAAAGAAAGAAGAGUAGGCAAGCGGAGUUUGAUAUGGGCUAUACAAUAUUGAGUAAACUUGAAAAUGCUUGCUUAUUGGAAGGUGGAAAUGAUUUCUACAAGGGAGAGUUUGUGAAGAUGCAUGAUUUGGUAAGAGACAUGGUCCUCCGGGUUGCAAGUCCUGAAUUUAAGGUAGGUCAUUUGGGAUUGGAGGAUUUUUCAGAUGAAGGAAAAUGGAGAGAGGAUCUUGUAAAGGCUUCUUCAAUGUUCAACAAAAUAUCAAGAAUUCCUUCUAAUGUAUCACCAAUGUGUCCUAACCUUUCAACCUUGUUGCUGCAAAAUAACCGGUCAUUAGAAGCUGUCCCAGAUUCUUUGUUUAAGCAUUUGCAUGUGCUCAAGGUUCUUGAUCUAUCGUAUACUGGCAUUAAAUCUCUGCCGAAUUCUGUCUUUAGCUUGGAGAAUCUUACUACAUUAAGGCUUAGAAUGUGUCGAAACUUGAAGCAGGUGCCUUCAUUAGCAAAACUUACAACUUUGAGGAAGUUGGACCUUUGGGAAACAAAGAUUAGGGAAGUACCUGAUGGUUUAGAAAUGUUGGUCAACUUGACAUACCUCACUCUGUAUCUAAAAGUCAUGCCACUUGGGAUUUUACCAAAACUUUAUCAUCUCCAGUACCUCGUGUUUGAUUCGCCAAAAGUGAACGAAGAGGAGAUAGCAAGCUUAAAGGAAUUGGAGACUUUUGUAUGCAAUUUUGAUGACGUGGACAAGUUCAGUACCUAUAUCAGAGCCAUGGAGAACAGGCAACUUGCAUGUUACCGAAUUCAGGUGGGAAAAAAAACACGGGCCGCUCUACUUUAUCGUCUUCUGGCCGGUUGUAUGGGAAAAAAUUUUUGUAAAAUUUUCAGUGGCAAAGAAGUAAUAUUAAGUCACGAGUGCAAUUUAAAAAGAGGAGAUGAGUCCUUGGUGCUACCAAAAGACGUGCAAUUCCUACAAAUUGUAAGAUGUCAUGACUUAAGAAGCUUAUGUGAUGUUCCAUCUUUGAGGCACACAAGUCAAUUACAGGGUAUAAAGCUUAAGAGUUGCCAAGGAAUACAGCACAUUCUUUCCUUUUCUUCUUCUUGUAUCCUUCCUCUUCUUCAAACUCUCGAGAAAUUAGAGCUUUGGAACUUGCGUAACUUACGCGUAUUGUUUAGGAAAGAGAAAGCUGCUGAUGAAUUUGAAGAAGAAGAACUAGAGGAGAAAGGAAUGGACACUACCAAAAUCACUCUCCCCAAAUUGAGGGUUUUGAGUCUGCGUUACCUACCGGAACUGAAGACCAUCUGCAGUAGUAGUAAAGUAAUAGUUUGUGAUUCUCUUGAAACUAUUGAGAUAAGGAAAUGUCCGAAGCUGAAGAGACUCCCUCUCUCUCUGCCCCUUCCUAGUAAUGGACAACUAUCUCCUCCCCCUUCUCUUAAAGAAAUUGUAGCAGAUGAAGAAUGGUGGGAAUCGCUGGAGUGGGACUCUCCCGACACUAAGAAUAUCCUUCAACCCUUUGUCCAUUCCCAUAAAUUCUAAGCAUGGAAUCACAGAGCUAGGACUUC
Messenger RNA from Quercus lobata, 3303 nucleotides. RefSeq names its product disease resistance protein At4g27190-like. The transcript is spliced from 5 exons. The record is from RefSeq and is a predicted model, not a curated record. Bases 482 to 3277 code for a protein of 931 amino acids. Gene Ontology annotation, molecular function: protein binding; ADP binding. NCBI's taxonomy places the organism in Eukaryota, Viridiplantae, Streptophyta, Magnoliopsida, Fagales, Fagaceae.